Messenger RNA from Plodia interpunctella (Indianmeal moth), 2276 nucleotides. Its product is annotated as patj homolog. NCBI's taxonomy places the organism in Eukaryota, Metazoa, Arthropoda, Insecta, Lepidoptera, Pyralidae. Gene Ontology annotation, molecular function: protein binding. The coding region runs from base 143 to 2134 and encodes 663 amino acids. The transcript has a single exon. The record is from RefSeq and is a predicted model, not a curated record.
CUCAAGGCGGAACCUCUAUAGUUAUUGUUUUCGAGUUUAAUUCGCGUUAAAUCAAGUCGCGGCCGCUUCGCAAUGUGGGUGUUCGGGCGCCAUAACCUCGGCGCGGCUUGCGCUCGUAUCACGUAACGUCGAAUAUGUCUCGAUGGUGAGAAACGAAAUGGUGCUGAGUACAGAGUGGGCGCAGGUUGAAGUUGUCGAGCUGACAAACGAUGGCAACGGUCUGGGGUUCAACUUAGUUGGCGGGCGGAGCACUGGCGUCGUGAUCAAAUACGUUUUGCCUGGAGGGACGGCAGACAAGGAUGGCCGGCUGCAGAGCGGAGAUCACGUCCUGCAGAUUGGUUCGGUGAAUUUGCGCGGGUUUACUUCGGAACAGGUCGCGGCAGUGUUACGGCAGGCGGGCCCUGCUGUACGACUUCUCGUGGCCAGGCCUGCGGACCCUGCAGCUACACUACGUGCGCCGAUCCCUGGCACCGCACUAGUGCCCACUAAAAUCCUCUUAGACCCCGAGUUACUCGACCGACACCUGAUCGAAGCUGGCUAUGGCGCUGUUUACGAUAUAUCUCAGUGCUACAGUGAAUAUUUGAAUGGUCAAAAUGGAGAUUCAGAUAAUGUGGUAGCAGCCGCUGUGAGUAUUGUGGGUGACAAUCCUCAGCAGAUUCCUGAUUAUCCUUUAGUUGCUGAAAACCUUUCGCCUACAAUCACUAUAACUGUGCCUGUGGAACUGCCUACACCUCCGGAAGUAGAAAUUGUGCAUGUUGAUUUGAAUAAAAAUGUUUAUGGACUAGGAAUAACUGUAGCGGGUUAUGUUUGCGAGAAAGAGGAAUUGUCUGGAAUAUUUGUCAAAAGUAUUAUUGAAGGCAGCAGUGCCGAGCAGAGCGGACAGAUUAGAAUUAAUGAUAGAAUCAUUGAAGUAGACGGUGUGUCACUAGCAGAAAAAAGCAAUCCUCAGGCAGUGGAAAUUUUACGGAACACUGGCAUAUCAGUUCACUUAGUAUUAGAAAGGUAUUUGAGAGGACCGAAAUAUGAACAUCUUCAGUUAGCAAUAUUUAAUGAAGAGAAGCCAGCGUCCCCCACAUCGUCAACUACAACCCUGUCCUGGUUCCCAGUGCCUUCCCAAAUAGAUAAUAGUACCACAGAGAUUGAGCCUGAACCUGAAUCCAACACUACUAUAGACUCCAGUUUUCUAGAAGUAGGAGAUGUAGAACCAGAGCCUACACAAGAGGAAUUAGACAGAAGAUUUGAUGAGAUAUUAGCAGUUAAUGAAGAGGAAGUUAAAAAUAAGUGGGCUACUGAAAUAGGAACAGAGAAAGAAAUUAUUGUUGCUGAAGUAAAGAAACUUGAGGGAUUGGGAAUAAGUCUUGAAGGCACAGUUGACGUGGAAGGGGGACAAGAGGUUAGGCCUCAUCACUAUAUCAGAUCAGUUCUUCCGGAUGGUCCAGUUGGACAGCAAGGAACAUUAUUAGCUGGUGAUGAACUAUUAGAAGCAAACGAAUAUCGUUUACACGGUCUGACUCACACAGAAGUUGUGAAUAUUCUAAAACAUCUUCCAAAUCGUGUUAGACUAGUCUGUGCUCGGAGCACAGACAGUGGUCCUCGGUCUGUAAUAAAUCUAGCUCCUGACCGGGAAGGCUUCGAGGCCAGGAAGAUUAUAUCUGGAAGUCUUAACAACCUGACUACACUUGUCAAAGCUCAAUCAGAUACUUCCAUCAACACAUCAAGCACUGCCACUUUGACCAACCACUCGGGUCAUUCAAGAAAAUCUCGUUCAUUAGAGUGUGUAUCAGGGCUAGCAAUGUGGCAGAGUAAAGAAGACAUAGUAGAGCUUAUCAAAGCCGAUCAAGGGCUGGGCUUCUCAAUUUUAGACUACCAAGACCCAGUGGACCCCCAAGGGACUGUAAUAGUUGUGAGGAGUUUAGUACCAGGAGGAGUUGCAGAGAAUAAAGGUGAAAUAUCACCUGGAGACAGAGUGAUGUCAGUGAAUGGAGUUAGUAUAAAGAAUGCCACGUUAGACCAAGCUGUGCAAGCACUAAAGGGGGCCCCCCGCGGCCUUGUGAAAGUGGGAAUAGCCCGGCCACUCCCCCCGCAUGACUCAAAAUCCAAAAGCACCACUACGCUGAACACAAAACUGAGUUAAUCUUUAAGUCUACGUGAUUGCUAAACUGUACUAGUCAAAGUUUGAAGUCAUAUCUCUUACGCUUAUGUUGAGCUUAAGGUGCGGCACAUAUCGGGCGUUUAGAACGCGGCGUUUCGCACGCCUAUCUCGCCCUCGAGGUGAA